CGACUUCCGACCCGUGCAGUUGUGCCGAUCCGUAUAGAUUUGAUUCCAGCUAGUACAAGAAAUCAAAUACUGACCUCGCAUGUUCCCUUUCAGCGCGUGGUUGCAGCGGCGAGAGUCAAAAGUUGCGUUGAGAAAGGAGCGGAAACGGAAAAAUGACAAUUCCGACGGAGAAAAAGAAAAUCUUGAAAGGGAAGGUACAUUAGACGGCAGAUGUCAGUCAGGAAGAAUCUUCCAAGAGAAAACCGAUCAUCUGCAACAUGGAAUUAUGGAUUCGACGAUAUACUUGCACGUGCAAGAUGCGCGCGGAGACAUCCCUGCAAAUAUCACCGAGUCCGUAGUGCACACUUUUCGUCCUUCGGCUGCCUUGAGCUACAACUCAAACUUGGAAAGCAAAGCACCCGACUUUGAUAAGGAACGCGUCGCUUGUAAUGUUGCACGCCCUAUCCAUAGCACCGCUGUGCCUACAAACAAUAAGGCUGAUUGCACCCAAUUGCUUUCGGCACCCAAAAUUGGGCAUGCCGGUGGUAUUCAUGAAGUCGCCAUAUUUGAAGCUUCAGGUGGAAAAUAUCAGCAGAGCGAAAUUGCCCGGCGCGACGCAACAGAAGCCACUGGAUCGACCCAACACCUUUCAAACUUAGGGAACCGACCUUUGCUUGGUCAAUCUGCGCGCAUGAUCAGCUCAUCAGCUCCAAAGGGAGGAAAAUAUGGCAUCGAAGCCAAAGAUGACCGAACACAAAUGACAUAUGACCCCUACACAGAACCUGUUCAGGGCGAAGUUCCUGACAGGACACCUUCGAUACCGUGCCUUCGGGAGGAUAUGUCCUAUGCGCAGACCGGCAGUCUCCAAACGCAAAGCAUGAUUGUGAACCUAUCGAACUUUGGGAGAAGUGGCAAAGACGGCCACCAUUUAUGUGGAGAAGGAUUGACAAAGAAGGCAGGGUGGAACUUUGCUCCAGCAUUGUCAACAGGUGGACGCCCCAAUUUGAAUACCACGGCAACGAGCACCGACAAACUUGACAGAACAACCGAAGAUUCAUCAGUUACACCCUUGGGAACGUCUGGUGGCAUUGUGGAGAGACUACAGCGUGCAUUGGCAUGCCGUUCACGCCUUGAGGCUGAAAAUCGUCGCAAGCUUGAACUCAGCACGAGGCAAAAACAAGAUUUCCGUCAGAAACGUGAGCAGCACGCAACUGCGCGCAGGAACGCGAAAGUUGCUGCAGAGGUGAGAUCACACGAAGAAAAAAUGCAGCGACAAUAUAAACUUCAACAGGCGCGCAGGGAGCAAGAGGCGGCUCAACUCGCGGCUGAUGAGGAGCGACAACGAAUGCAAAUGCUCCUUGAUGAACAAGAUAAAAUAAAAAACCCAGUUGUUGAUGCAAAAGAUCGACACGUGAGUCAGUGCUUGCAGGUGUGUCACGAAGAGAAAAUAAGGACGCAGGAUGUCGAUUCCGAUGAUAUGACACCCAGGCAUGCCCCACUGACCAGGAGGAAAUCCGCGUUGUUGUCCACCUUAGUCAGCGCACAAGUUUCCAGCCGCGACGUCGUUUGUCCUGAUGAGUGUAUCUCGUAUGAAAUGUCUCCUUAUCGCAGUGGAUCUGACAGUGACGAGGAUAUAGGUGCGAACGCUCCUCGCAAAGCCAUUCCAAGAUGGGCCCGCACUGAAUUGCUUGUUCCACUACUUACGAAGCAAGCAACACUUGACCCAGAUGAAAUUUUUCGAAAUCCUUCAAAGACAUGUAGUCUUGAUGCCGUGUUUGCAAACACAAAGGAAAAGAUAGAUGGCCGACGAAGUAGUUCGGGCAACUGGUUUGAUGAUAGACUGACGUGGAGAGAGGAACUCACUUAUAAAAGGAACAUGGGAUUCGUUGCCCGAAAGUGA
This is a messenger RNA of Micromonas commoda, 1879 nucleotides long. RefSeq lists its product with no specific name. The transcript has 2 exons. NCBI's taxonomy places the organism in Eukaryota, Viridiplantae, Chlorophyta, Mamiellophyceae, Mamiellales, Mamiellaceae. Bases 80 to 1879 code for a protein of 599 amino acids. The record is from RefSeq and is a predicted model, not a curated record.